This is a messenger RNA of Oldenlandia corymbosa var. corymbosa, 2827 nucleotides long. The record is from the annotation of a GenBank genome assembly. Lineage: Eukaryota; Viridiplantae; Streptophyta; Magnoliopsida; Gentianales; Rubiaceae.
AAAACAAUUGUUUGGCAUUUAUUGUUUCACUCUCACCUGCCUUCUCAUACGAGAGAGAAAACACAAAGUGCAUGCUUGAGGGCUGAUGCUUUCUUCUCUUCCCUCAUUCUGACUGCAAAGACUACUUUUUUUUUUGUGGGUUUUGAAUUUGGAAUAAUAACUCUAAAAAAAAGAGAAAAAAGUUCAUAAUUUUCGGCAUUUUCUGCCUAGUAAAGAAUACCCAAGUUGUUAACCAAGGGAAAAAAGUGUUCUUUUACUGAAGGGUUUUCGAGCUUCAUCAACAGCUGUGCCAUGGAUUCCGAAAAAAUGUUGGAUCUCUACAUUCAAGAUUACCUGGUUAAGAAAAAGUAUAAGAAUUCCGCAAAAGCAUUUCAAAGUGAAGCCCAGCUACCCACAAAUUCAACCGCAAUUGAUGCUCCUGGUAGUUUCCUAUUUGAAUGGUGGUCGGUUUUCUGGGACGUGUUCAUCGCUAGAUACAAGGGUGCAGAGGCUGAUCAUGAGGCUUCGAUGGUGAGAGCAAAUGAGCAACUGCAACAACAGCGUCAGCAGUUGCGUUCUGAGCAACACUUGCUACAACAAUUGCAAUUUCAACUUCAUCGGCAGCAAGGGCAGCAUCUGCUGCAGCAAAAUCAUGGAGAUAAAGGACAGCUCCGACACGGCAUGGUUAGGAACAAUUUUCCCAGGCAAAUAUCUGCAGCUUACAGUUUGAACAAGGAAGACUCAAACCUUCAAAUUCAGAGGGAUAUCUUGCCAGAUAUGGAUCUCAGUAUAACAAGAAAGACUCCUUCAUUUGACACGAGGGCUUCAGGAUCAAAUCUAGCAGGGAGCACUUCUCCACUAAAGGGCUGGCCACUUGUGUCUCUCGGCUCUAAUCAGGGUCUUGAUCAGCUUCAGCCUGGAUUUUCCCAUCAGAGAAAAUAUCAAUCCGAACCUUAUGAACAUUCCCAGCUUCAGCUUCGUCAACAGAUAAGAUCGCUUCUAUCUGGUCACAGUUCUGAGGCAGAGAAUGCUCCAGUGGACAGGCGGUGGAAUUCUGUCAACAAUAAUUUGUCUAGUUUUGUUUCAGGUCAGGUUGGGCUCCCCAUUUCAUCCGGCGGAGAUACAUUUCUGCCGCACCUGCAGAAGAGCAACUGUAGUCAACUGCAAUCCAUGCAAGCUAUACCUCUUGGACCACUGUCAGAAAAUUCCAAUUAUCGAUCCCUACUGCUAGACAGAAUGGAUGAUGCCAGGAGCAGUCCAGGGGAUGUUUCUAUUUCAAACAGUUCUAGAGACCAUGAUCAGGCUUCCAAAACCCAGCCUUUGAAGAAAAGAAAGCUACCAAUACCAUUUGGAGCUAAAAUCUCAGGCACAUCAAAGCCCGUUACACCAACCCAGAUUUCGACACCCUCAACACCGUCAACACAUAUGACGAAUGAUAUGAUAUCAAUGUCUGCUUUGCCUUCUGAAGAUAAUUCUUCUAAGGCUGAUUUGGAUAUUGCUGUGAACAAGGAUUCUGUGGAGGAUGAUGUUGACUCUUUCUUAUCUUGUGACAAACUCAAAGCUGAAAGGAUAGUUACUGGAGAGUUGGAUGCAAUCCAAGAUAUAACAUUCUCAGAGAUCGCCACAAUAAAUGCAAAUAGGGUACAAUGUUGUGACCUAUCGAUGGAUGGGAAGGCUAUUGCCACUGGUGGAGAUGAUAACAAGGCUGUUUUGUGGUGCACAGAAUCAGGAAAAGAAAAGUUUAUAUUGGAACAUUCCGGUGCCGUAACAGAUAUUUGUUUUGGACCAAGGUUGCCUAGAAUUGCUACUUCAUCCCUUGAUAGGACUGUCAAGAUCUGGAAUGUCGCCGAUCCAGGAUGUCCUCUUCGAACUUUUGUUGGCCACAGUUCUGCAGUUUUGUCAUUGGAUUUUCACCCAAAGAAAGACGACAUUGUCUGCUCCAGUGAUGGUGCAAAUUCUAUCCGCUACUGGAGUAUCAAGAAUGGCGAUUGUACUGGAAUAUUAACGGGUCGUGCAACACAGGUGAGAUUUGAACCCACUUCUGGAAGACAUCUGGCUGCUUGUGUUGAAAAUGGAGUAUCCAUAAUUGAUGUUGAGACUAUGCAAACUUACAAGUACCCGCUGGAGGGCCAUGCAACAGAUGUUUUUUCAGUUUGUUGGAAUUCUAGUGGUGACUACAUAGCUUGUAUAAGUGAAGAUUCUAUCAAGGUCUGGAAAGUUGGUUCGUGGGGUCUGGAAAGUUGCAUCCGUGAAUUAAGCAUUCGCUACAAGCGGUUUCACUGUUGUAUUUUUCAUCCAUGCCGCUCUUCGUUGCUAGUCCUUGGUUCUAAUGAGUCUUUGGAGCUUUGGGACAUGGCUGAAAACAAAAUGGCUAGUGCAUUCAGACAACCGACAGUUAAUUUGGCAGCAUCUAAGCCCACCGGUUUGGUAGCUUCCGUAAGUGAUGGCAAUGUUAUCAAGCUCUGGAAGUGAUACUUUUCCAAAGUCCUUGCUCCAGAUUCGUAUACUUGGUAUUUUUGCAGCUGUCUAGUUUUUGAAGAGAACUAGUGAAUGGUAUAUUCAUCUAAGCUAAUGAUUCCCCAAGGUUUGGAAUGAGAAGAGUUGUACAUAUUGAGCAUAUAAACCAGAAUUACCUCACUAAUAUGGUAGGGCACUCCAGUUCCUUUUCCUAGAUCAAAUGUCCAUUUCAAUAUCACAGUUUGGAUUAGAAUUACUGACCUUUAUCGUUGUGAAAGUUUGAUUUCGAUAUAUUGUCUCUAGUCACUGUGAAAUAUACACUUACCAGAAGGACAUUUAAUAUCAUGACUUUGCUCUAUGGAGAAAUGUGAAUGUACAAUUUAUGCCAUUG